CCUUAAAUUCCAAAGUAUUUUUUCCUCCUUCGUUAUCAAAUAACUAAUUCUUGAAUUUCAGAGGAUGUGUGUGUGCCCAACAUUUUUUAAUUAUUAUUUUUCCUUUUUUUUUCUUUUUCGUAAUUGCAAUUUCUGGGGGAUGUGAAGGACGAAGGUAAAUCAUGCAUGUACGUCUGUACGUUCAAAUGAAUGCGAAUCCAUGAGUAUUUGUGUGUACGUGUUUAUAAAUCCGUGUGUGUGUAUCCCAGCUACUAUAUCUCCUGUGUACGUACGCAUUUGCAGCCACGUGCAUGUAUGGCCGUGUGUGUACAUAAAAACGUUUUUAUCGACCUGGCAGAGAUACGUAAUCAGUGAUAGCGAUAAGAAAAGUCUUCUCUAUCCACCCCUUAUUCAGAUUAGUCAAGCUGAAGGGACCGACACGGGUUUAUAACACACCAUAACACAUCACGGGCUUAGGAUCUCCUGUUACUGUAACUGGUCAUAAGCCUUUGUCGUAUUUCCCAAGAAAGCGCCGGGUCACGAGAUGUGUUUAGAAACGGAGAAUUGUGUGUGUUGUUUGGGUUCGAGACUGGGUACUGUGGUGGCCGCGACUGUUGGCUUGGUUAUCGGCGUGAUAGUAACAACCCUUGCUUCUGAAAACCUCGUUUUACUCAUCGAAAGCGGGUCCCAAACAGCCCAUUAUGGUACCUUCCUCUUCUUCUAUUGCUUUGCAGUUACAGUCUCUCUCGCCUACAUUGUCAGUUCGUUCGCCAUGAUGAUGACUGCGGAAAGGAGAGUGGUGUUAGUAAUGGCUGUCUGGGUUGGUGUGACAGUGCUGCAGAUGACAGUCCUCGUUGCAUAUACCACCGUGCACCAUUGCAACGUCGCUAGCUUAAUACUUACCGGGUUGGCGGUAGUUAGUCUGGUGUUUCAUAUCUUCGUUGUGUAUUCGCACUGCAGGAUGAUACGACUAGGUUACGAGCCGGUGUAAAACAGGGAACUGGUGAAGGAAAAUACAAUAAAACGCAAGAUAUUGUCAGAGGAAGAAAAAUCACCAUAUGAAAUUUGUAAAUGUUUGAAGAGCAAUGUAAUGUUUCUUUUCCAGGUAAUGGUUAUAUAAGAGCCCCCCC
This is a messenger RNA of Penaeus monodon (black tiger shrimp), 1109 nucleotides long. RefSeq lists its product as uncharacterized. Bases 524 to 970 code for a protein of 148 amino acids. NCBI's taxonomy places the organism in Eukaryota, Metazoa, Arthropoda, Malacostraca, Decapoda, Penaeidae. The transcript is spliced from 6 exons. The record is from RefSeq and is a predicted model, not a curated record.